AUGCAGUUAGCAUCAACAGCAGACAAUGUUCUACAGGAGGUCUCGGAUAUGCUAGAAGAAUUGACCUUGACUCUGCCGCGCUUGAAGUUCUACGAGAAAACUGUAUCAAUGGACACCGAGAUGGAGACAUCAUUAUUGACUGUCUACCAAGAAGUGAUUUGUUUUUAUGCCCGCGCCAUUCAUUUCUUUCGCACCAACAAACACUACCUCCGCGGUGACUUCCAGCGAACCAUCAAGCGAAUCAAGCGCCUGUCUAGCAAUAUCGAGAGCGAGGUUGAGCUGACUCGAAUGCGACUUGACAAUCAGAAAUAUCACGAGGUACUUGAUUUGAUGGCAAAAUUCCAACCCCAGUACGCAGCGGUAUAG
This is a messenger RNA of Penicillium concentricum, 366 nucleotides long. RefSeq lists its product as uncharacterized. Lineage: Eukaryota; Fungi; Ascomycota; Eurotiomycetes; Eurotiales; Aspergillaceae. Bases 1 to 366 code for a protein of 121 amino acids. The record is from RefSeq and is a predicted model, not a curated record. The transcript has 2 exons.